UUCAGACCAGACUUGUUGAUCUCCAUUAAGAGACAGCACAAGGAAAGAGAGGCGCUUUCCUUUGUAUCUUCAAAACGAGAAAAUGUGGCUCCAUCUUGGAAUGUAGACGGGGGCGGAGGGAGAGAGCCUCAUCCAAGUGCAGGCCUUGGGAAGCUGCUUGCAAAAGGAUCCUGGGAAUAAUCUGCAGCUUUCCGGCGUCUGUGGACCCAUUUGCCUUGCUUCCCUUCCCCAGCCCUCCCAGCACUGGGGUUCUUGGACAUACUGGAAUAUUACUGUGAUCUCUCUGCCCAAGGCUUCCAAGGAGCCAGUGCAAGCGGCCUCAGCUUGCUGAUCGCUUUCUGGCUGAUGCAGGAUGUAGCCACCCGUUGGGUUCCCUGUUGUCCGCCGACUGCCCAGCUUUGAUCCUUGGCGAAGAAGCUCUUCGGCAUGGAGGGGAAGGAGAACAGGUGAAGCCCGCCGGCUCGGAAGCGUGAGCGCCCGGCCCCGCGGAGCCUUCCCGAGGCAGCGAUGCCCGCGGGCAUGAACAAGCAUGGAUCUCGGUCGUCUACCUCUUUGCCUCCCGACCCCAUGGAGAUCGUUCGGAGCAAGGCCUGCUCCCGGAGGGUCAAGCUCAACGUGGGGGGGCUGGCGCAUGAAGUUCUCUGGCGAACCCUGGACAGGCUGCCCCGGACCAGGCUGGGCAAACUGAGAGACUGCAACACGCACGAGUCCCUCGUGGAGAUAUGUGACGACUAUAACCUGGAGGAGAACGAGUAUUUCUUUGACCGGCACCCCGGGGCAUUCACGUCCAUCUUGAACUUCUACCGCACGGGCAAGCUGCACAUGAUGGAGGAGAUGUGCGCCUUGUCCUUCAGCCAAGAACUGGACUACUGGGGGAUCGACGAGAUCUACCUGGAGUCCUGCUGCCAGGCCAGGUACCACCAGAAGAAAGAGCAGAUGAACGAGGAGCUGAAGAGAGAAGCCGAGACGCUGAGGGAAAGGGAAGGGGAGGAAUUUGAUAACACCUGCUGCGCCGACAAGAGGAAAAAACUCUGGGAUCUUCUAGAGAAACCCAACUCUUCAGUUGCUGCCAAGAUUUUGGCCAUCAUUUCCAUCAUGUUCAUUGUAUUAUCUACAAUAGCCUUGUCGCUUAAUACGCUUCCUGAACUACAAGGCACGGAUGAAUUUGGACAAACCACAGAUAACCCUCAGCUUGCCCAUGUGGAGGCAGUGUGCAUUGCAUGGUUUACAAUGGAAUACCUCUUGCGGUUCCUAUCCUCACCUAAGAAAUGGAAGUUUUUCAAAGGCCCCCUGAACGCUAUUGAUUUGCUAGCUAUCUUGCCCUAUUAUGUCACUAUCUUCCUCACAGAAUCAAAUAAAAGUGUACUUCAGUUCCAAAAUGUACGCAGGGUGGUUCAGAUAUUUCGUAUCAUGAGGAUACUCCGAAUUUUAAAGCUUGCCAGGCACUCAACUGGUUUACAGUCCUUGGGAUUUACACUAAGGAGGAGCUAUAAUGAGCUUGGAUUACUCAUCUUGUUUUUGGCCAUGGGCAUUAUGAUCUUUUCCAGCUUAGUUUUUUUCGCAGAAAAAGAUGAGGAUGAUACAAAAUUCAAGAGCAUCCCAGCUUCCUUCUGGUGGGCAACUAUCACCAUGACAACUGUAGGCUAUGGAGACAUCUACCCCAAAACUCUCUUAGGCAAAAUAGUUGGAGGGUUGUGCUGCAUUGCGGGGGUGCUGGUGAUUGCUCUUCCCAUCCCAAUCAUUGUAAAUAACUUCUCUGAGUUCUACAAAGAGCAGAAGAGGCAGGAGAAAGCCAUCAAGCGCAGAGAAGCUCUUGAAAGAGCAAAAAGAAAUGGCAGCAUUGUCUCCAUGAAUAUGAAGGAUGCUUUUGCCCGUAGUGUAGAACUGAUGGAUAUUGUGGUUGAAAAGAAUGGAGAAAGCACAGGCAAAAAGGAUAAAGUUCAGGACAAUCAUUUAUCCCCCAGCAAGUGGAAAUGGACCAAGAGAACACUCUCUGAAACUAGCUCCAGUAAAUCUUUUGAAACUAGGGAACAAGGAUCUCCAGAAAAGGCCCGGUCCUCUUCCAGCCCUCAGCACCUGAAUGUCCAACAGUUGGAGGACAUGUACAACAAAAUGGCAAAGACUCAGUCACAGCCAAACCUCAACACUAAAAACACAGGUCACUCUGGAAAGCAAAAAGGAGAGCUAGAAAUGGAGACCAUUCCAGGCCCUACUGUCCCUUUAUUGACCACCCGUGCUGAUGGGAUCAUUGACAUGAGGAGCAUGUCAAGCAUUGACAGUUUUAUAAGCUGUGCUACAGAUUUCCCUGACUCUGGGAAAUUCUCCCACAGUCCACUUGCUACACUUCCAUGCAAAGGAGGUGUUAAUCCAAUUCAGGAGCAAAUCAGGGCAGAGGGAAGUGGAACCAGGUUCAUGGAGAUAAACCCAAAGCCGGAAGGCAGCCAUCGCUCUACAUUUUUCAUAGAAAGCCCCAACAGUUCUGUAAAAGCCAGUAACCCUUUAAAAUUAAGAUCUCUGAAAGUCAACUUUAUGGAAGAUGACAACAGCACAUUAGUACCGGCAUCAAAUGUACUGAGACUAUAUUCAGAUGCUCUCAAGAACAGGGGAGCUGCUGCCGCUGCAGACAGUUCCUUACUCUCUGAUCGAUCUUUAGUCAGUCCAGAAACCUCUAUCUACACAACAGCAAGUGCUAGAACACCCCCAACGUCACCAGAGAAGCAGAUAGCAAUAGCUUUCAAUUUUCAUGAUGCCAGCAUACAUAAAUAUAUAGAUGCUGACACUGAUGAUGAAGGUCAGUUGCUUUAUGACUCAAGCCCGCCAGGAAAUGUAAGUCCCAAAUACAAUAUUACAGACAGUGCUUAUCUAAAGCAAAAAGAUAACACUUAUAGAAUGGAGAAGAACCAUCUAGAGAGUGCUGCUUUACCCACCUCACCGAAAUUUAUAGGGCAAAACUGCAUUUACUCCAUGGAAGGUAUCACUGGAAAAACCCAGGGCAAUCAGGAGACGGUCAGACUAGAAAAUCACAUUUCACCUGAGGUCCAUAUAUUACCAGGUGGUGGUGGACAUGCUAACACCCACGAUCAAAGCAUCUGACAUAUGCUCCAAAAAACUUGUUGAACAUUGAAAGGAAUAUCUUUACAGUCAACACAACGAACAGGAGCUUCUGCAUGGCAUGAACUUUGACUGAAGCAAGCCACUUGUUUCUAAAAUUCUGAGGGGAGGCCUGGUGUGGGUUUAUGAAAACAUCCUUCUCUGGUACAACUAUAAAGAUGUUGCCCGAUUCAUCCUACAAACAUCAAUGAAAAUAAAGAUUGCAAGUCUUGCUCACACUUUGAUCUCCUUUCAUGUCCUUCAUUGAAGUCAGCAUGACCCCCCCUGUACAAUGGAUCUCCUUUUGGAAGUGUUAACAUCUGAUUGGUGUUAUUUCCAUAGAAAAGACCAGGGCAUCCAGAUUUGAACUUUGGACCAAAUUACUGGGGUUGGUAUAAAGUUAUUAGAAACACAAUACUUGUUGCUUCAGAGCAGUUGUUCCAAAUAGCCCCAUCUGAAUCUUUCUUUCUGAUGGAUACAGUGUCUAAAGGUAACAGGGAACACUUGCAUUAUGGGUAAAUCUAAGCUUAUGUCUAUUUAAAAUAACAGUGAUCUAGAGAAAUAAAUUAUUAAAAUGCCCUGUGUGUGUUUAAUUCUUCCAGAUACUGUAGGACCUGAUGUUUUCUAUUGAAAUAUCAUCAGGGUGAGUUGCACCACUUGUAUCUAAUUUAAAAUGCUCCCUAGGUAAAGUAGUGAAACUUGCACUUACCCACUGCUAAAAUUAAUACCAAAUCUGGGGCUACAGAGGGGCUUCUAAGCCACAACCCACACUGGGGGAGUGUGAAGAGGCCGUGCAGAAGUAGGACUCUCCAGGGGCACUUUGGCUGACUCAGCCAGAAUUCUUUCAGGGUUCUGCAGGAGAAUGCACCUGAGUGAGAGCUUGACACAUUUACAGGAUGUAACAUGCUUCCUCUUACUACUAGUUCAUUACCCCAUACCGCCUAUUCUGUGCAGAAGGCAGGGACCCAGGAGCUGCCCUUUUUGGAGAGUCCAGGCAUUCUAGGCUUGUAUACUGCUUGUGUUGCAGCCUGCCCCUACACCAGAGUGUAAAGAGUGGCCGUGAUGACUCCUUGUGCCCCUCCCAUUCUGACUUCCAUAUUCACUUAGGGGUCAGCCUCAAUCUAGCUCAUAAAGUAGGAGGAGAGGGAUGAGACAGUCUGAAGCAUUUUGCACUCAGUCAAUGUUGAAUGACUAGAUAUGCAAGUGUUAACUAAAUAUGCAAAAACAGGACUUAUUUAAUUGUACACAACAGGCCUGAUUGUGCUGUCACUUCCACUGGUGAAAUCAGGAGUGACUCCAGUGAAAUCAAUGAAGUUACACUAGUGUAAAAUGGAUAUAAGUGAGAGGCAAAUCAGGUCAAGUCGCUUAAUAAUAUUCAAUCUUUUUCUUAAAAAUGACCAUUUUAAACAAAUGCAACUAACAGCAGCCAGCUUAGGUUUUAAACAUUGUCCUUCUAUAAAGUUAUUUGACUUGUGUAGAAAAUAUUUUUUUCUUUAAUUUUUAAUAUUAAAAAAAAAGCACUUUCUGUUGAGGGUUUUUUUAAAUUAUUAUUAUUUUGGGGGGGAGGGGGUUGUGUUUGAAGGUGGAAUAACAAACCAGAGUGUAAGAAUCUAGCACUUUAAAUAAGCACUAUCUUCAUUUGUGCCUCCUAUUAUGGCUGUGAUUUGUUACACACUUGUAACAAAACACAAUCCGUCCUGUGAUAACUGUGAUGGUAACACUUUAUGUUGUCUGUUUCUAUUGUAAAGCUAAACUGUAAAUAACUUAUAUCAAUAAGAGUCUGAUGCAUAUUUAUGAGUACCUGCUGUGAUGUGUAACUAUUUGCAUGCAACAGGUCUUGGUACAUAAAUAUCAAAUGUCGCUUAUAAAGAAUACUCCACAUCUCUAGGAAGAUAAACUGUCUGGGUCUGGUGCAUUUUGUUCCUUUCUAUUGCAAAAUAGCUGUUGGUUGGUCCUGAAUGUAACUGUCUGUCCACUCUAUACUAUACUUCUGUCUAUCAGUAACAAUGAAUGCAGCACGUACAGAUGAAAGCAAUAAGCACAUGUAUGUUUUAGGAAUUGUUAUGGGUUACAACUAUAGCUUUGUUAGGUCUGUACUUGGAACAGUACUGUACACAUAUUUGGAUCGAUUCUGCUCUCAGUAUCCAGAGCAAUUAUCCAGAUUACUCUCCUCAAGUUGGGUUAGAGCUUGAGGUUUUUCCUCAGCGUUUUUACUCACUUCUUAAUAAGGCUGAAUCCUGGGAAAUUUCCUGAGUGAGAAGAGAGACAGAACAAACUGAGUAAGGACCUCAAGAAUUAGCCUAGUGACAGAACAGACCUCAUUCCAUGCAAAAUGUUACACAGCAAGUACUCAAAAUAAAUAAAAGUACCUGUCCGUACAGAAGCACCUUCAGAGCACUUAUAUAGGGCCAAUUCCUGAGGGAUCGUUAGUCAGUUUUUACUCAGUCUUCACUCAAACAAAACUCAUUCAUUUGAAUGGGUGUUUUGCCUGACUAAGGACUUCAGGCUUUGGCCCAUCAUAAAUACAAGUGUACUUAGGGGAACUAAUGUAGUGUGUUGCUGAGAUACUUGUUAAGACUAAGUAAUUAUUAGAAAGUAAAGUUAAAGUGACUUUCCAGCAGAUAAAGCUUUACGUAUUGAUUGAUUCUAUGGGCUGCUAGGCCAUAGAGUGGAAAUGUGAAUUUUUAAAGAGAGCAGUCUCGGCAUAAUCUCAAUUUUUCAGUCAUCAGCCAUGUCUGCCAUCAGCACAAAUGUAAAAAAUUAAAUAAAUAAAAUUAAUUCAGGGAAAAAUAACUUUUUUUUGAUAAAGUAAAUAAUAGUGAUUUCCAAUUUAAAUAUUUUUAAAGCUGAUGCUUUCAUGUUAAAAAAGUCAUAUUUUACAUAUCAGAAAAGUGAUCAUAUUUAAAUAUAGCCAUACACUGUAGUGUUUACCACACAUUCAUUCAAAGUGAUGUAUUUGGUUUAUAGAUGGCACUGACAAAAAUGUAUAGAUUAAUAAUUGUCAUUUUUUUAAUAAAAACAACUGGUGCAACUCUCCUUGUAACCAAAGGCCCUCUCUCUCUGCCUUGUGUGAUCAAAUCUGACACACACCUCAUCUAUUUAGUCUUACCAUUAAAGUAGCAUUUUAUUAAAUCACUUUUGAAGUGGCUGUCAAAAGUAUCAUUAAAUUUCUACCUUUUAAGUCUUAAUGGCCAAAGUCCUAUAGAUUUCUUAUAGAAAGAGAAUAAUGUACAAUUAAGCAUAUAAUAUGCUUGAAGAGCAUUUCUUUCUUAUUUGUGUGUGGUGAUGUAGCUCUUAUUUUGUGCCCAGUUAAAAAUGAAAUAUGCUUAACUUAUUUUAAUGAAAUAAAGUCUGAAUAAGAAAUAUAUAUCUAUAUAUAUGUGUGUGUGUGUGUACAUAAUACAUAUAUAUAUAUGUAAGCACUGGGAAAUCUACUCUCAAGUGAAAAGCUAAGCUAGAUUGAGAGUCUGUACUCAUUACAGAAGAAAAGGCAGUGCUUUGAAAACGUAAAGCUCACCAAAUCCCAUAGGUAUUUAAAGGGCAACUUCAUUUUUACAGUUCAUUUGAUAAAUGUUUCCCUGAUCUUCUAAAAUUGGAGGGGAAAUAUGUAGUAUCUCUUGCAUCAAGCUAAAGUCUGCAGAUCAGUCGCUAAGAUCUGGCAUUCAGGUCCUUCACUGUGUAUCGUGCGUCAAGCAAGCUGAUAGAAUUUUAUCAACUGCAGCAAAGGGCAUCACAAUCGAAAGGACUGUGUGCACAUGAUGUCUGGGUUCUUGCUUGCAUCUUACGGAAUCUACAACUUUUUAAAAAUAUAUAUAUUUAUGGAAGGAAUGGAUGCAGUUUUCUUAACCAGGAGGCAAAAGAUUUUUUGACUUUUAGCUUUGUACAAAGGAAAACAACAGUAACUUAUUGUAGUAGAUUUCUCAGUGCCUUUUCUUAGAAACUUCACCUAAGCACAUUUAAGGAAAAACAAAAACAGACUCUCCUGUGAAACCCACAUUUUAUGAAAGGUUCAAGAAUCAAUAAGAGGAAAGAAGAAAGAAAAAGAAGAAAGAAUGCCAAUGGAACACAUAUUCUCUUUCUGAUCAUACUGUGUCAAAGGCCUGGGGAAUGUUAAUCUGUGCACGUCAUGUAGAAACAAACCCUACACGGUUGGUCUCUUUGGCAACUAUGGCUGUGAUAAACUGUAGCCUUUUCUUCCCUUGCAGCUAAUAUGAUAAACAUUUUUAAGGAAAAACAGUAUUCUCUUCUGUAAAAUUGUAAUGUAUUGUUAAUAUUUGUAUCUAUUGUAUAUUUAUGUUUUGACAGAAUUAUGGCUGGUACAGUUUAUAAUAAAUAACAAGGGUAUUUAAAACUCAUUACAAAGACAAGGUUGCUAAUGCCAGGUUCUCUCUGUUGAUAAGUUCUGCAUAACAUUAUCUCCAAUAGUUUUUACCAGAUUUCUCAAAAAUCCUCAUUUUAAGCAAAUAGUAGAAUUCCUGGGUAAGGCAAUGAAACAAUGGAAACUAUAUGACAUUUAUGUUGUACAAUAUAGCUCAGACAGUCAACAAAAUGAGGAGGUGGAGCAUCCCAUAUAUCUAUUUCUUUAGCAAAGCUCUCAUAUUUUAUCAAUUAUUACACUUACGGUAACCAAAAUGAACCAAACAUUAGCUUAGAUUGCUUUCGAAUCACCCAGUCAGGCAGAACAUGGCUUUAAAUAACUCUUGAUUAAAGUACAGAUGUUCUAGUUACCUCUAUACCAUUUGUUUGCCAUUGUGUUGGCUCAAUAAGUAUCUGAUGUAUGGAAAAGUUGUGUGACUUUCAUGCAUUCCAGAGUAGUCUAUUUUUCUGUUCAGAUUUUAAAUAUUAUAUGUAUAAAAUAUAAAUAUAGAUCUGUAUUUUUAGCAAAUUUAUAAUAGGGCAAACAAGUUAAAUUUCUUCUUUUUGUAUUACAGAAUAAUAUAUUAGCAGCUAUUGUUGUUCAUUUACAUAGCUGAUUUCCUGAGUGGUUUUUUUUGUUAUGUCUCUGUUCUGAGAACACCUGAAACAUCCCUCCUGAAGUAGGUCUACAAAAGGUCACAGAGUCUCUUUGAUGUCAUCAUGUAUUUGUAUUUUCCUGCUUGUGGUCCUUAAAAAAUAAACAAAACACAAGGACAGUACAUGGAAACUGAGAUGUGUUUUCUUGGAAAAAAGAGAGUAUGGGCCAGACAGUGAUCACAAGUGCAAUGGUGUAGAUUGGGAGGAGCUCCAUUGAUUUCAACCCUUUGCCUUCAGUGGAGUUUUUCCAGAUUUACAUUGCCCUGUGUGUAGAAGGGACUAGAUUUGGAAAUCACCAUCAUCAUCAUCAUUAGUGAUGGCGUCAGCUACAGAAGUUUUAGCCAUGGAGUUGGGAUAAGCACCAGAACUGAAAGUUCAGGCUCUUAUCCAACUUGAAGACCUGAUGAUGUAUUAUUAAUUCAGGUAAAGUGCCACUGAAAUUCCAAGCCCAGUGGGAGUUUGGUCUAAGUAAAGACUGCAGGGUCAAGCAAUUGUUCUGUAUUUUGAUAUUGUCACCUACAGUCCUGGGCAAAACCAAGAAUUGUGGAGAACAUGUAUUUAUCCAAAUUCCUAAAUAUACAAGUUUCAGAAAGAGACUGGAUUUGGUUUUGGUUAAGGCAAAGUUUUGUCCAUGUACUUAGUUCUUCUUAAUCAUUUUGCUGCUCCUCAAUUACAAUUUCACCUACAAUGAAACAAAAAUACAACAGAAAAACAAAUGCCUUGAAAUGUACCAUCUCAUGGCCCCAUGGGAAAUCAAUGGGGAAUUUGCCUGGAUAGCUUUGGCCCUAAAUCUAUGCAUAAAUAUUACUUUUUUGAAUUGGUCUAAAUGUUUAAACAUAAAAUUAAAAAGACGCGACUCUUUGCACAUUGGCAGUUUCUUUCCAGAGUUGAAAGUCUAGUGCAGUACCUUCUGUUAGCCCAGCUCUAUAUUUACACAGCUCUGGUCUCUUUGUGGAAUUUUCCUAUAUGCCUGCAACCCUAGAGAGCAAACCUGAAACAUGAUUUAAUUAGACAUCUGUACAUUUGACAAUGUAUAAAUGAUCAGCAAUCACAGUAUGAACAAGCUUGUAAUGACCAGCAAAGGUUGCCUUGCCCCUGAUUUAUACAUUAACAAGGCUCAGCUACCAUGAGUGGAAAUAUAUGAAUGGAAAAUGUGUGUUUCUUUUUCUGAAAGGGAGCCACACCUCCAACUAGCCAACACAAUAACCCUGCACAUCUGACAUCUACAAUCGUAUAAACUGCCCUCCAACAUGGCAUACCAAUAAAAUACUUGGUUUACUCAAUAUGUUAUGGACCAAAUUCACCACUGCAGUAAGUUGCAUUUGCUUAUUCCAGUGUUAAAUUUGACCCUCUGCUAGGUCUCCUGCAUUAGGAAAGAAUACAUCCAAAUGCCAGUCAUCUCACCAAUUAAAAGGUGAUUGUUUUCCAGCAUGUGUUUUGAAGCCAUGUACCAAUAUAAUUAGGCUUUGGGGCUUACGUUAUUUUUCUGCAAGACAAAAGAAAUCUUCUGAAAGCUAAAAGUUCAUAUUCCCCUUUGUUGCUGAUGUUACCUAAACCACCAAUAAGUGUCCUUUGACACCAAUGGUCAGGUGCCACAAUUGUUCAUAUCUGUAAAUAUGGCUCAGUUUUGCUUUUCUUGAGUCUGGCUUCAUCGCACAAUAAAUCAUGUUAGCGGCUUAGAAAAGAAUACUUUUCAUUUUAAAACAGAGCUUAAUACUAUUAUAUUGAUGGUCCCCAGGUCUGAGCAAGGAUAAACAUUUGAAAUUUUAAAGGGAUGCUUAUAACACUGCCGCUAUGCUGUAUUAAAGAAGUAAAUUUGGACUCAGUGCAAAGCCCCACUAUAUUCAGAUCUUUUUGAGAUGCCAGCAAGUAUAUUUUAGGGAAAAACUAAAGGCUUUGUGUGAUCUCAGGGAUGGAAGACACCUAUUCGAAAACCAUCUGGAUAGGGGGAGGUGAAAGGCAGUAAUAAUUAGAUGGAAGUGUGUGAAAGAGCAUGAUAAUCAUUUCAUUCAGAUUUGUUGGUUUAUGAUCAUUCUGUUAUUUCUCUUUAAAUGUGCAAGAUCAUCUUGGAUGAACUCCUGGCCCCCAUUGAAGUCAAUUAUAAAACUCACAUUGACGUCAAUGGGACUAGAUUUCACUCCAUAUUUUUAAAAUUUAUCAGGACUUUAGACAAGGACUUGUUAGUUUGUAGGAGUAGUUACCAACAGAUAUUUGUGUCACACCUUUUAGUCUCCUUGCUAAUCUGCAAUUAAGACCAAUUCUGAGCUAUGUGUGGUUAUUGUGCAGUAUUUCAAUUUUGAUCUGUCCCUGACAUAUUUCUUGUCAUUUAUCCUCCUCUAUCUUGUUUCUGAAGUACUGUUGAGCUUAUUUUGCCUCGUACACCCACUAUCUUUGUUUUAUAUUCUGUUGGUUUGAGCCCUGAGGGAUAGGACACUUAUCAGUCCUUGCCAGCUUUUUGAUGGUUGGUGUACAGAGUUGUUUUCACAAUAAAACAUUCCCUGCUGGUUUGUCAUUGGGGCAGAUCCUCCAUAUUACAUUGAACUUUGAAGCCAUGAUAAGAAGUGAUUCUCAAUACCUAAGACUAAAAGGCUGGCCACAGCUCCGAAAUUGUACCAAUUUUAACCUUUCUAUUUAUUAUUGGCAUUAGAAGAGUUUGAUCUGCUGUACUCAACAUUAACAUGGAAGAGUCCUGCUUUUUAAUCAGUCCAGUGAAGUGGUUCUUGAAUGGAGAGAAAACAUCUAAAGAUGCACUACUAUUUGUGCUCUUAAAGACAUGCCAUGUUGUAACAGACAUAUGACUAGUUAGGGAAGUUACAGCUGUCUUUCACUAUGCUAUAAAUCAUUCAGAAUUUCACAGUGCCUGCAGGGAUAGAACACAUCUCCUCCUGCUCCAAAAGCACAGGCCCUCAUCAUGUCAGCAAACACACUCUCCAUUAGCGAUAUAGGGCCUACGAGCCACAGAUGAGCAGUUCUGAUUGUAUUCAUUAGAGGGCAGUGAGGGGCAUACAAACUAGCCAGUAUGAAGGUGCAGUAAAAAUGGUACAGGUUUAAAAAAAACAACACACAUUUAAACAGUAAAGCUGGUAUUUACCAUCAAAUAAAAACUGGAAAAAAUUCCUGGGACACUCCUGGCAGAUCUGGAUGGAAUUAUAGGGAGAAAGGGCAGAGAAUAUCAAGUCUGAUGCUCCACUGCUUUACACCAUGUUUAGUCAUUUUAUACCUGUGGAAAGUGGAGGCACUAGUAAAUUAGGCCCAAAAUGUAUACGGGAGGGUAGUUGUUGCCAUACAUGUCCUCCUGCCCCAGCAGAUUCUGCACAGUCAGCAUGUGUUCAUCGUUCUACUAGAUUGGGUCACACUAAGGGCCAGCGCAUCAGAAGAUGUUUUUUCACCAUUUGAGCAAUAUCUGCUCGAGACCCUUAUGUUUUGGGGUAACUAUGAUUCAUUUAGCCAUGUACUAGUGUACUUAAGAGUCUUAAGUUUUGGGAGAGGGAGGGUUUGGUGUGGAUUUUUGUUUGUUUCUUUUUGGUCAAUAGUCCUUUGUUGAAGUUUAUUGAUCACUCCAGUUGUUUCUGUAAAAAAUAAUAUUAAAAAAAUUAAAAAAAUCAAUGUCUUUAUAUGCAUGUAGUGGUAUGAAACUGUGAUCAAUGUGUGACAUUCAGAAACUGUACUGUCUCGUAAAAUAUGUCCCAAUGUCUACAGAUUUUAAAGCAAUGGUCCCCUACUGCAGAAAUAAAU
Messenger RNA from Gopherus flavomarginatus (Mexican gopher tortoise), 11838 nucleotides. RefSeq names its product potassium voltage-gated channel subfamily B member 1 (gene KCNB1). NCBI's taxonomy places the organism in Eukaryota, Metazoa, Chordata, Testudines, Testudinidae. The transcript has 3 exons. The coding region runs from base 508 to 3093 and encodes 861 amino acids. Gene Ontology annotation, biological process: protein homooligomerization; potassium ion transmembrane transport. Gene Ontology annotation, cellular component: membrane; voltage-gated potassium channel complex. The record is from RefSeq and is a predicted model, not a curated record. Gene Ontology annotation, molecular function: protein binding; delayed rectifier potassium channel activity.